Messenger RNA from Schistosoma guineensis, 965 nucleotides. NCBI's taxonomy places the organism in Eukaryota, Metazoa, Platyhelminthes, Trematoda, Strigeidida, Schistosomatidae. The record is from the annotation of a GenBank genome assembly.
UAUCGAUGCUCGCUUUUGUACUAGCGUCCUGAUUCCCGUAAUGGAAACAGAAAGGAGUGACAAGUUGUUGCAAGAAAAAGCAAGAAAGCAACUGGCAAAAGAUCUUAAGCCGAUUGAAAAGCUCAGAUACCAGUGUCUUUUACGUGGUGCAUCCGGGAUAGCUGGUAUAGGAAGACAAUUUCGAAUUAUUGAUGAUGACGGAAACAAAAAGCUUGAUUUCAAGGAAUUUUCGAAGGGGUGCAAAGACUUCGGUGUGGAUCUGUCCAAAGAUGAAAUUAAAGAGAUUUUUGAUGAAAUCGACGUAGAUCAGAGUGGAUUUAUUGAUUUUGAUGAGUUUCUUAUGUCUUUAAGAGUAAGAUUCAAUUAUUCGUUAAAGUGCAAGCCUCCUAUGAGCAAAUGUAGACUUGACGUACUGAACAAAGCAUUUCUGAAAAUGGAUAAGACGAAAGAUGGUGCAAUAACUAUUGAAGAUUUAAAAGGCGUGUAUAAUGUAAAAAACCAUCCAAAGUUUAUAAAUGGAGAAAAAACUGAAGAUGAAAUUUUAGUUGAAUUUUUAAAAACAUUUCAACCACAAAACAAUGCUGAUGAAGUUAUAACUCGUGAAGAAUUUUUCAAUUACUAUUCUGGUCUCAGUGCAUCUGUUGACAAUGACGCUUAUUUUGAUUUAAUGAUUCGAUGCUCUUUUAAAUUAUAAAUAACAAGUGUUAAUUAGUAAGUAAUUAGUAAGUAGGUAAGUAAAAAUGAACGGUUCAGUGCGAAACAGGCUAACAACAGAAAAGGAAAAUGCUUUAGUUUUUCGGUUUUGGUUAAACUAUUUUUCAUAUGUGUGUAUAGUAAAACAAAUUUAUAGUUUUAGUUAUUUUCUUUUCCUUUCGAAAAAGAUUCAAUAGAAAUCGUCUUUCCUGUUUAUUAUUAUUAUUAUUAUUAUUAUUAUUAUUAUUAUUAUUAUUAUUAUUAUUAUUACU